CUGAAAGCGGCCCCUUCGCUUCCUUCUUUCUUUAUUUUUCUUAAUCAUUUUAGUGAUUUUAUAUAUCUGGAAAAAUCUUGUUUGUUAGAGUUUGGUUUUUAGGUUAAAGAUUUGGGUUUUUUAUUAAGAAAAAUUUGUUAAGAGAAAAACUGGGUUUGAAAAAUCAAACAAGAAAAAAAAUCAAAUUCUUCUUACUUAUUCAUAAUUUCAAAAUCGAUUUUUUUUUUGUGUGUACAUUUCUUGCAUUUUACAACUACUUCUCUUCUUUUUCUUCUGGUAUAUAUAUAAAAAAAACACACACAAAUUUUGGAGGAAACCCAAGAAAGGAAGAUUAAACACUGAAGCAAUCUCUCAAAACUGUUGUAUUUCAUUGGUGGAAAAAUGGUUGAAUUAAUGAAAUGAAAUGAGGAUGAGAUCUACGGCAACGUUCAUUUGAUUUUUAUUUUUAUUUUUCAUUUGAAUGUUUGCUAUAGCCAUUGUUAGGGUUUUAUCAUAUAGUUCGUUCCUGCCAUGAGUACCAAACGCGCUUACAAGCUACAAGAAUUUGUGGCACAUUCUUCAAGUGUGAAUUGCCUAAAGAUUGGAAGAAAAUCGUCGAGGGUUCUUGUGACUGGAGGGGAAGAUCACAAGGUUAAUCUUUGGGCUAUCGGUAAACCGAAUGCCAUACUGAAUUUAUCAGGACACACAAGUGGGAUAGAUUCAGUGACCUUUGAUUCCUCGGAAGUUUUGGUAGCUGCAGGUGCUGCAAGUGGUACCAUUAAGCUAUGGGAUUUGGAGGAGGCAAAAAUUGUUCGGACUCUGACUGGUCAUAGAUCCAAUUGCAUUUCUGUGGACUUCCACCCCUUUGGCGAGUUUUUUGCAUCUGGCUCUCUUGAUACAAAUCUAAAGAUAUGGGAUAUCAGAAAGAAAGGGUGCAUCCACACUUACAAGGGUCAUACUCGAGGAGUCAAUGCAAUCAGGUUCACACCAGAUGGUCGAUGGGUUGUAUCCGGUGGUGAGGACAACAUUGUGAAGGUGUGGGAUUUGACUGCUGGAAAAUUGUUGCAUCAAUUCAAGGAUCAUGAAGGUCAAAUUCAGUGCUUAGAUUUCCAUCCACAUGAGUUUUUGCUGGCUACAGGUUCAGCUGAUCGGACUGUUAAGUUUUGGGAUCUUGAAACCUUUGAGCUUAUUGGUUCAGCUGGGCCUGAGACUGCAGGUGUCCGUUGCUUGACCUUCAAUCCUGAUGGAAGAACCGUACUCUGUGGAUUGCAUGAAAAUCUGAAGGUUUUCUCUUGGGAACCGAUAAGAUGUUAUGAUGGUGUGGAUGUGGGAUGGUCUAGAUUGUCAGAUCUUAAUGUUCAUGAAGGAAAGCUUCUUGGCUGCUCAUAUAAUCAAAGCUGUGUAGGAGUAUGGGUUGUAGACAUCUCGCGCAUAGAACCAUAUGCAGUUGGUAAUGCUAAACGUGUAAAUGGUCAUUCUGAACCUAAAUCUCAUUCAGGUGGAAACCUCUCUGUAUUGAAUGAGAAUACCACAAAAGCUAGUAUGGGAAGAUUACCUGUUUCACAAAAUCCUGAUCCUUUGGUGAAGGAAACAAAAUCCCUUGGAAGGUUGUCCAUUUCACAAAACUCAGAUCCUGCGAAGGAGUCAAAAACCACAGGAAAUGCACCUGGUACCCCUCACCGGGUCAAUUUAAACGCUGCUCGAAAGACAGCUCAACAGAGGUCGGUAACAGUUCCAAGGAGGAGUUCUACAAGGGCUAAUUCAGCUGUCACUGUUCCCACUUUUAGCAAGUCUGAUGUUGUACCUGUGCUUGUUCCUAGAAAUGAUAUGAGGUCGGAGCAGGCUGCUGAAUUAAGAAAAGAAGUUGGAAUAUCUGAGAGAAGUUUGGAGCAAGUCACUGAAUCUAGAAGAGAAGUUGGAAUUACUGGAAGAAGUUUGGAAUCAAGUCAGUCGGCUGCUGAAUCAAGAAAAGAAGCUGGAAUAGUUGGGAGAACUUUGGAGCAGGGAGCUGAUUCGAGAAAAGAACUUGGUAUUGUUGGAAGAACAAUGCCAUUUUCUUUGCAGUCAAAGACGUCUAGUUUUCGGAAGUUUCAAAAUAGCAGGGAAGACUUGGACUGGCCAGCUAUCUCUGCUCCGCUUGAGAAUGCAGGUUCUAGGGUUGAAUUCAGCAGUGGUUCAGACAGGAGUACUCUUCCUUCUGUUAAAGGUCCAAUUAAUGGAAUGUCUGCUGCAGAAAUGAAUGUGAGGGAAGAUAGGUGCAUUGGCUCUGUCAGGACUGAACUAAACUCGGUGGUCGAAUUGCCUUCAAGCUACCGGGAUGAAAAUUAUGAUGCUCAAGUGCAAAAAUCACAUAGAGAUGCGUAUCCUUUAGAAAGCCAAAAAGGAGGAAGAACACGUUCAGUAAUCCUAAAUUUGGAGAAAAGGAGGAGAUCUAAUUUUGAUGGACCUACUUUGUGUGCCUCUCCACGGAAUGCAUCUGUGGCAAACAUGCCUUCUUUCGACGUGUAUAAACAAGGAAGAAGAUACUCUUCUUCUGUGGAAAAAGAAAUGCCUUCGGCCACUGAUGAGGAUGCUGUUGCAGAUGUAAUGGAGCAGCAUGAUCAAUUCAUUGGUUCCAUGCAGUCUCGUUUAGCUAAGUUACAGGUUGUUCAUCGACUAUGGGAAAGGAAUGACAUAAAGGGGGCAAUCAGUGCAAUGGAAAAGAUGUCUGAUCAUGGUGUGCUUGCUGAUGUGAUGAGCAUUGUUACUGAAAAAAUAGACAUUGUAACAUUGGAAAUUUGCACUUCUCUUCUGCCACUUCUAUCCGGUCUCCUUGGAAGUGACAUGGACAGGCAUUUGAGCAUCUGUCUUGACAUGCUGCUUAAGCUGGUCCGGAUAUUUGGUUCAAUGAUAUAUUCAACAUUAUCAGCUUUGGCACCUGCCGGUGUAGACAUUGAGGCAGAGCAAAGGUUUGAGCGUUGCAACCUCUGCUUUAUAGAACUAGAAAAAGUAAAGCAAUGUCUUCCCACUCUUACUAGAAGAGGGGGAUCAGUUGCAAAAUCUGCCCAGGAAUUGAAUCUAGCACUUCAAGAAGUAUCAUGACUGUAAUCAACACAUUGAAUGCGUUCACUAAGUUUAUUCUGUGCUUUUACGGAUUAAAUCCUUCAAGUUUAGGCACUGAAAUGCCUUAUCAAGCACCGACCACUACUUUGUAAGUCCUGCUUUACCUUGUACAUUUAACUGCUAAGCUGAUUCAACUGCAAAUCUGCAAUGACCGAAAAAUGAAGACGAAAGGCUAAUUAGGUCGACACUUUCCUGCUGGAUUGCUGCAUAGUUUUUCUGUCGCUUUGUAUGCACUGCUCGGUGAGUAUACCGAUCUUGUGUUAGAACACAAAAUAUGUUUGCACAUCCAGUUGUAUCUUAAUGCCUUCAAUGACUAAUAUCUAUUUUUGUUUUCUAUCAGAUGUAUUAUAUAAGGAUAAAUAGUAUGUAUCAGAGAUGGGAAUGCAUAUAUUUGGGGUUUAUGUUUUAAUUUGUUGAAAACCUAGAAAUAAAAGAAUGUUGAGCUUUCUUUUGAGAA
This is a messenger RNA of Gossypium raimondii (Peruvian cotton), 3538 nucleotides long. Its product is annotated as katanin p80 WD40 repeat-containing subunit B1 homolog KTN80.4. Gene Ontology annotation, molecular function: microtubule binding. Gene Ontology annotation, biological process: microtubule severing; microtubule depolymerization. Gene Ontology annotation, cellular component: katanin complex. Bases 511 to 3060 code for a protein of 849 amino acids. The transcript is spliced from 19 exons. The record is from RefSeq and is a predicted model, not a curated record. Lineage: Eukaryota; Viridiplantae; Streptophyta; Magnoliopsida; Malvales; Malvaceae.